Molecule: messenger RNA, 1890 nt
Organism: Corticium candelabrum
Lineage: Eukaryota; Metazoa; Porifera; Homoscleromorpha; Homosclerophorida; Plakinidae
Product: E3 ubiquitin-protein ligase CHFR-like
Exons: 15
Coding region: 388-1794 (468 amino acids)
Biological process (GO): ubiquitin-dependent protein catabolic process; protein ubiquitination; mitotic cell cycle checkpoint signaling
Cellular component (GO): nucleus
Molecular function (GO): ubiquitin-protein transferase activity; protein binding
Source: RefSeq, a predicted model, not a curated record
AAUCGUUCCGAUUUGUGUGAAGAGGACAUAGUGAUCGGAAGAGCAAGAGGCAAGUUGCAGGCAUCUAGGAAUGCAACAUCUCUCUCACUUCCAAUAGGCUCGUUUCGGCUCGCCACUGUAGAAUAUUUAGAGACAGUGAAGGAAAAAUUUGGUUAUCAGACACCAGGUUUGUGUUUACGUAGCUAGACUAUAGCAUUCUACGUAGAAUUUCUUACUCAGCACGAAUGGCACGCUGGUGAAUGACAACAAGAUCACCAACGGACAGAAGGUACAGCUUUCCAGUGGUGAUGUCAUUAGAGUAGUUUUUAAGAGAGGCGACGAUAGAAGUGAGUUAGUUCUCUGGUUGAAAUCUACCAUCCUGUGAGUGUGUUCUGGCAUCUGUAUGGUAUGUUAUUCUGCUUGUUAGAUGUGACUUAUCGAUUUGAAGUUGUACAAGACCAAGAACAGACAUUGGAGAUGACACAGGAAUAUGAUGAAGAGGAAGAUGACACAAGCAUAACAAAAAAAAUACCUAAGCACAAUGUCCCUGAUCCUUCCAAUACUGUCUGCUGCACAGAUGACGCUGCAGUUCUGGAUUGUACCGAGCCUCUCGCUAAAGUUGCUCAUCUAGAAGAUCAGUUGAUAGGCAAUCGUGUUGAUGCCAAGAACAAGUCUAACCCAACAAAAGAUGACAUGGAGGAAUCUCUCAUAUGUGGGAUAUGCAAGGAAAUACUACACAACUGUGUCAGCCUUCAGCCUUGCAUGCACGCUUUCUGUGCUGGUUGUUAUUCGAUGUGGAUGGAAAGAUCUAAAGAUUGUCCACAAUGUAGAGGCAAGGUACAGAGAGUCAGCAAGAAUCACAUUGUCAACAACUUAGUCGAUGCUUAUCUCAAAAUCCAUCCAGAGAAGAAGCGAAGUGAUGAUGACUUGAAGGAGUUGGAUGCACAAAACAAAAUAACUGAAGAAAUGAUGUAUCCAAAAACUAAACGAGGUUGGUCAGAUGACGAAUAUCAUGAUAGUGAUGAGGACAGUGCAGAAGAUUCAGACACGCCUCUUGAUUCUGAUGACAGUUCAACUGCAGUUGCUGCUGUGAUUCCUGUCAGUCAGCCUCCUCCUAUGAAAUGUCGUCAAUGUCCAGGAUAUUCUGAUACAACAGUAACUUCAUCUGUAACUGCUUCAGACUCUAGCUCUUCUUCUAGUGCAGCUGUUAUUGCGAUCACUGCUCCACCAUACACUUGUAAUAUUCCAGCAAUUCACAUUAUCUGCCACUGCUGCAUGCAACCAAUGCCAAACUGUGCUGUUGUUAUGCCAGCAGACAGGGUAGUACCAGAACAAAAAUGUGAUGUCUGCUGUCAAUCCUACUGCCAUCUAUACUGGGGCUGUAAUGCUUUGAACUGCAGAGGUUGUUUGGGCCGUUUCUCUGAAAUUAAUCUAUCGGACACUCAUCUAAAUGGGAUUUUAAAUAAAGGCAACAUAUAUGAGUCAGAUGUACUAAAGGAUUGUCUGAAAGCGAAAGGGCUAACGAUACGCGAUGUAUUAAAAGAUUGUGCAGCCAAACUAGACAAUGGUGAAUACCAGAACAUAGGAGCUACACGAGUUCCACUUCGUUCCGAUACUACAAUCUGCUAUAGAUGCUGUCUGACAAACUUUCAACAGCUCGUCUAUUUCUAUAGGAAAGAUCUUCCUGUAGAAGAUUUACCAAUCGAAGUGGUCAGUCGACCCGACUGUUACUGGGGCAAGAACUGCCGAACGCAAUACAACAAGCCACACCAUGCCAGACAUUUCAAUCACAUCUGUGAGCAAACUCGAUUCUGAUAAGAUGGCGCUAUGGUUGUUUGAACAUCUGAAGAGAUUUGCGUUAGUAGUUACUGUCAUGCAUAAAAUAGAUCUCAUGGGCAAUGUACAUAUGUU